ACUGCCUCAUGUCGGCGAACUUGACGCCUCCUGGAGCAAAUCCGCGCUGACUGAAACGCGGAGAGGUUCCGACUCGUUUUUUUCUGGAUAUUUUCAAGAGAAUUUGACGAAGAGUGGAGAAAGGAAAAAAGAAGACGCGAGAAAUAAAGGAUAGUCAAGGCGCCUGACGACGGCGGAAUGGCGGACGGGGACCCGCUGGUCUCGAUACCCAUGGAGGUUCGGGCCAAACUGGCCGAGCUGGAGUUGGAGUUAUCCGAAGGGGACAUCACGCAGAAAGGUUACGAGAAGAAAAGGUUCCAGCUGAUUGGAGCGUUUUUACCACCAGGUCCAGCUGCGGACACGUCGGGUGGCCAGGAGAGGAGACCACAACCCACGCCGGCAUCACGGCUCCACCGCAGAUGUUUGUCGGGCUCCCGAGACGAACGCUACCGCUCAGACAUCCACAGCGAGGCUGUGCAGGCGGCGUUAGCGAAACAUGGCGAAAGGAAGAUGGCCGUCCCCAUGCCGUCCAAGCGGCGCUCCCUGGUGGUGCACAACUCUAUGGAGGCCUACACGCCGCCAGACACGUCCUCGGGUUCUGAGGGGGAGGAGAAGGCGGACGACUAUGAGGAGGGAGAAGGUGCAGAAGAGGAGAACGGAGGAGGAAAUGCGGACGUCAUGGGAACGUCAUCGAGCUUGGAGGGCGGCAUGACUGUGGAGCACUGGAUCAGCCGCGCCAUCCACGCUGGCUCGUCCGCCACCAACACCAACUCGUCCACUGCUUCCUCGUCCUCGUCCACCAGCAGCGGGGCGGUAGCAUGCGGUCGAUUGGCCGAGGUUCUGGCCCAGCAUGUCCACAUCUCCGCGCACCAGCACCACCUUCGCCUCCACCAGCGCAACCAGCAGCACCACAAGACCGAGAUCCACUCAGCUCCCCCAGACGUGACAAGUUACAUCAACAACGCCCCAACAGCCGACAGGAUCCAGGCAGAGAAAACAGCGGGCAGUGGCGGCCACAGACAGACACCCAAAUACGGCAACGCUGAGCUGAUGGAGACGGGGGACGGUGUUCCAGUUAGCAGCAGAGUGUCAGCCAAGAUUCAGCAGCUGGUCAACACGCUAAAGAGACCCAAGAGACCUCCGCUUCGAGAGUUUUUUGUGGACGACUUUGAGGAGCUCCUGGAGGUGCAGCAGCCGGACCCCAAUCUGCCCAAAGCCGAAGGGGCCCAGAUGGUGCCCGCCCACGGGGAGGACCUGGGCGCUGUCACCAGCUGGCCGCCCUGUCUGGAAGCUGCCCUGCAGCGGUGGGGCACCAUCUCUCCCAAGGCACCCUGUCUCACCACCGUCGACACAAACGGGAAAUCGCUCUGCCAGCUCACUUACGGUAAGCUUUGGUCAAGAAGCGUGAAGGUGGCCUACAACCUGUCACACAAGCUGGGAACCAAACAGGAACCUCUCAUCAGACCUGGAGACCGAGUGGCACUGGUGUUCCCCAACAACGACCCCGGCUCAUUCAUGACUGCGUUCUAUGGCUGCCUGCUGGCCGACGUGGUCCCCGUGCCCAUCGAAGUGCCUCUGACCCGAAAGGAUGCGGGAAGUCAGCAGAUUGGCUUCCUGUUGGGGAGCUGUGGCAUCACCGUGGCUCUAACCAGCGACCUCUGCCACAAAGGACUUCCCAAGAGUCCCACUGGCGAUAUUCUGCACUUUAAAGGCUGGCCCAAGCUGCUGUGGAUCGUGACCGAAUCCAAACACUUGUCGAAACCCCCCCGAGACUGGUUCCCCCACAUCAGGGACGCCGGACACGACACGGCAUACAUUGAGUACAAGACUUGCAAAGAUGGCGGCGUCCUGGGCGUGACGGUGACGCGGGCCGCCAUGUUGACUCACUGUCAGGCCCUCACGCAAGCCUGCUCAUACACCGAAGCCGAGACCAUGGUCAACGUUCUGGACUUUAAGAAGGACGUUGGACUUUGGCAUGCUGUCCUCACCAGCGUGAUGAACAUGAUGCACGUGGUGAGCAUCCCGUACGCCCUCAUGAAGGUCAACCCGCUCUCAUGGAUCCAGAAAGUGUGUCAGUUCAAAGCCAAGGUGGCGUGCGUGAAGUCGCGCGACAUGCACUGGGCUCUGGUGGCACAUCGCGACCAGCGCGAUGUCAACUUGACGUCGCUCAGGAUGCUGCUGGUCGCCGACGGCGCCAAUCCCUGGUCCAUCUCGUCAUGUGAUGCCUUCCUUAAUGUCUUCCAUACCAAAGGUUUGAAGUCAGAUGUCAUUUGUCCCUGUGCCAGCUCACCUGAGGCGCUCACUGUAGCCAUCAGGAGGCCUACGGAGGAUCCCAGCAGGACGCCACCUCGCGGCAUUUUGUCCAUGCACAGCCUCAGUCACGGAGUCAUCAGACUCGACUCGGACGACAAACUCGCCGUGCUCGCCGUGCAGGAUGUCGGAUGUGUCAUGCCCGGAGCUGUGAUGUGCGCGGUGAAGCUGGAUGGCGUCCCACAGCUGUGUAAAACCGACGAGGUCGGCGAGUUGUGUGUAUGCACGGUCGCCACGGGGACGUCCUACUAUGGCCUCAGUGGAAUGACUAAGAACACCUUUGAGGUGGUUCCCGUCACCAGCGCCGGCGCCGCCAUCAGUGACUUUCCCUUCACCAGGACGGGGCUGCUGGGCUUUGUGGGCGCGUCCGGUCUGGUGUAUGUGGCGGGCAAGACGGAUGGCCUGAUGGUGGUGGGGGGGCGGCACCACAACGCCGACGACAUCGUCGCCACGGCGCUCGCCGUGGAGCCCAUGAAGUUCGUCUACAGGGGACGGAUAGCGGUGUUCUCCAUCGAGGUCCUCCAUGACGAGAGGAUUGUGGUGGUCGCUGAGCAGCGGCCCGACUCCACAGAGGAGGACAGCUUCCAGUGGAUGAGCCGUGUGCUGCAGGCUAUCGAUGGGAUCCACCAGGUGGGCGUGUACUGUCUGGUUCUGGUUGCGCCCAACACGCUCCCCAAGACUCCCCUGGGGGGCAUCCACCUGUGCGAGACCAAGCAGCUCUUCCUGGAGGGGGCGCUGCACCCCACCAACGUCCUCAUGUGUCCGCACACUUGCGUCACCAACCUGCCCAAACCCAGACAGAAGCAACCAGAGAUCGGCCCUGCGUCGGUGAUGGUGGGAAAUCUGGUGUCUGGGAAGAGGAUCGCUCAGGCCAGCGGAAGAGACAUUACUCAGGUCGAGGACAACCACCAGUUCCUGUUCCUGUCUGAGGUGUUACAAUGGCGAGCACAGAGCACACCGGAACAUGUACUGUACACGCUACUCAAUGCACGGGGAACGACGGCCAGCUCAGUGACAUGCUCGCAGCUCCACAAGAAGGCUGAGAAGGUGGCGGCCAUGUUGGCCGAACGCAGCCACCUUCAGGACGGCGACCACGUCGCACUGCUCUACCCUCCAGGUAUGGAGCUGAUCGUGUCGUUUUACGGGUGUUUGUACGCCGGUUGCGUUCCCGUCACCGUGCGUCCGCCUCACCCGCACAAUAUUGCCACAACGUUGCCCACCGUCAAGAUGAUCGUCGAGGUGAGUCGUUCGGUGUGCGUCUUGACCACUCAGGUCAUUUCAAAGCUGCUCAAGUCCAAAGAGGCCUCGGCUGCCGUGGACAUGCGCACGUGGCCGCCCGUCCUGGACACAGAUGAUUUGCCGAAGAAGAAAGCUCCUCUGCUUUACAAACCCUCCAAUCCUGACACGCUGGCCUACCUGGACUUUAGCGUGUCCACCACCGGCAUGCUAGCUGGCGUCAAGAUGUCUCACGCGGCCACCAGUGCCUUGUGUCGCUCCAUCAAGCUUCAGUGCGAGCUGUACCCGUCCAGAGAGGUGGCCAUCUGCCUCGACCCGUACUGCGGCCUGGGCUUCGUCCUUUGGUGCCUUUGCAGCGUGUACUCGGGCCACCAGUCCAUUCUGAUCCCGCCGUGCGAGCUGGAGAGCAACGCCUCCUUGUGGCUUUGGGCCGUCAGCCACCACAAAGUGCGAGACACCUUCUGCUCAUACAGCGUCAUGGACGUCAGCACCAGAGGACUCGCCAUGCAGACGGACGCUCUCAAGAGCCGCGGCGUGGACUUGUCCCGCGUGAGGACGUGCGUGGUCGUGGCUGAGGAGCGACCUCGGACGUCGCUGACUCAGUCCUUCUCCAAACUCUUCAAGGACCUCGGCCUUCACUCCCGUGCCGUCAGCACGGCCUUCGGAUGCCGGGUCAACAUGGCCGUCUGUCUCCAGGGAACAUCCAGUCCCGACCCGACCACCGUCUUUGUGGACAUGAGGGCGCUGCGUCAUGACAGGGUGCGACUCGUUGAGAGAGGAUCGCCUCACAGUUUGCCCCUGAUGGAGUCUGGGAAGAUCCUUCCCGGCGUUCGCAUCAUCAUCGCCAACCCAGAGACCAAAGGACCAAUGGGAGAGUCUCAUCUGGGCGAGAUUUGGGUUCAGAGCGGCCACAACUCGAGCGGCUACGUGAGCGUGUACGGGGAUGAAGCACUGCGUUCCGAUCACUUUGCAUCCAGACUGAGCUUCGGAGACACGCACACCGAGUGGUCGCGGACGGGUUACCUGGGCUUCCUGCGCAGAACGCGGCUGACCGACGCCAACGGAGAGCGCCACGAUGCGCUCUACGUGGUGGGCGCCUUGGAGGAGGCCAUGGAGCUCCGGGGCAUGCGUUACCACCCCGUCGACAUCGAGACCUCCGUCGUCAGGACGCACAAGAGCAUCACACAGUGCGCGGUGUUCACUUGGAGCAACCUGCUGGUGGCGGUGGUGGAGCUGGCGGCGUCGGAGCAGGAGGCGCUAGACCUGGUCCCGCUGGUGACCAACGCAGUCCUGGAGGAGCACUACCUGAUCGUGGGCGUGGUGGUGGUCGCCGACGUGGGCGUGGUCCCCAUCAACUCGCGCGGCGAGAAGCAGCGCAUGCACCUGCGCGAUGGAUUCCUGGCCGACCAGCUCGACCCCGUCUACGUGGCCUACAACAUGUAGCUGAACCUGAUGGUUCGCCAACGCCCCCCCCACCCCCACCCCGCGUCGACCAUACGCAGACAUGCUCAAACGCACUAAAAGACACGUUUGAAAGUAUUUCAUAGCACUGGUUUUGUGCAAUGGGAAGCUUGCAUAUAACAUCAUUCUGAAGGCUUGAAGAGAAGACUUGCUCGCUCACGGAGUUUUUGAAAAAAAAAUGGCUUCAAGCAAUCCAUUUGUAAGUACGGUUAAUUCACUUUUAAAGAGGAGACAACGUGAUUCGCAUUGUUCAAAUACGUAUUCAACCAAUUUGCCACCGCUUUGGGGAACCAAUCCUCUACUACUUAUUUGCAUUGUUGAUUAACCCAAACCCCCACCUGUCCCCCUCGCCUCAAAAACUUUUUCCCCCCAAAAAAAUUCAACCUCCAUUUUUUCUUUAUAUUCAUUUCAAAAUAUUUUUUGGGGGGAGGAGAAAUAAAAACAAAAAUAACGAAGCAAAGGGAUUGGGUGACAACAACGCAUAUGAGGAAAAAAACAGAUUGCUCGCAUCAGCAAACCCACGAAUGACGAGCAGCGAGCAUGCGACCCCGCCCGCAUGCCACCUCAGAUCAAAGACAUCCUGAAGUUGACUUUAAACUGAUCAAACUUCGGCUAUUCAAACACCAAAAUGUUCAACCAAACCCACAUGAAGUGUGUGAGCUUCAUAUGAGAAUAUAAUGGGAAACGCCAUAGAUAGGCUAACAGAAUUAACCGAUUUUGUCUUGAUUCUCAAAUUUCUCAACUGCUACUUGAACACAGAGCAGCAAUGCAUACAAACAGCGUCUAUGACAACAGUCAUAGGAAGAUAUUCUCUCUGCAACGUAAGAACGAUUGCUGGAGCUUAGUUGGGGACCUUCUCUACUUGCAAAAAAAAAAAAAAACAAUGGCCAUUUUUGUGGCCUCAGGAACGAAGAAGUGCCAGAUGGAACACCAGAAACCCCAAAUGGAGUCGUGGCAGCGGCACGGCCUGGGGGGUCGGUCGAGGAAGUUUGAAACGUUUUGCCAUUGCAACACAAACCAAAGAAACAAACUGGUGAAUGACAUUUUGUAAUCUUUUGAGAUGAAUCCUUUCCAGUUGCAUUUUCAGGUACUAUUCAGCCAAUUUUUUUUUUAGCAUUUCGACAAGCCACAUGCAUAUGUGUAAUUAUGUACAAAAAAAGUGAUUUAAUUUAUUUUGUCUCUCAGCAGUCAGGCGACAAAGAUGUCUGAGAGUUUAAAUAUUUGCUCCUAAAAAGGAAAAAAAAAAGCUUUGAGUUUGGAAGUCUGAUGGUGGAAAUAUUUUUUAACCACUCCGUCCUUUUGUCAUGUGCGAACGUCAAAAAAUGUUUGGCAAAACCAAGUCAAUUCCUCCAAGACUUUUAUGCCAAUGUUUUUACUUUCAUGCAAAUAUGUUUUUGUAGUGGUGGUGGGAAAGAAAAAGAAAAAUAAGAGCACUUUGCUGACAAGUUGUUGAUUUGACAUUUUUACAAUUUUUUUUAAUGCUUUUGAGUUUUUAUGUCAAUAAAUGUUUCAGGCGUUGCCUUUAAGUGUUUUGUGCACAUUUAUGGGAGA
Hippocampus zosterae (dwarf seahorse) is the source of this 6537-nucleotide messenger RNA. Its product is annotated as disco-interacting protein 2 homolog C-like. The coding region runs from base 178 to 4968 and encodes 1596 amino acids. The transcript is spliced from 37 exons. The record is from RefSeq and is a predicted model, not a curated record. Lineage: Eukaryota; Metazoa; Chordata; Actinopteri; Syngnathiformes; Syngnathidae.